AUGGAUAAAGGCCUGGAGAUGACGGAGAACAAGGCAGCAUUCCUGGAACUGGGUGUGGUGGAGCCAGCUCAUGGCUCCGAGUUUGAGUUCACCGACUUCACUCUCCCCAGCCAGACGCAGACGCCCCCCGGCGGCCCCGGCGGUCCUGGGGGUGGCGGCCCGGGGGGCCCGGUCGGUGCAGGCGCAGGAGUUGCGGCCGGACAGCUCGACGCGCAGGUCGGAGGACCUGAAGGCAUCCUGCAGAAUGGGGCCGUGGAUGACAGUGUGGCCAAGACCAGCCAGUUGUUGGCCGAAUUGAACUUCGAAGAAGAUGAAGAGGAUACUUAUUACACAAAGGACCUCCCAGUACAUGCCUGCAGUUACUGUGGAAUACACGAUCCUGCUUGCGUGGUUUACUGUAAUACCAGCAAGAAGUGGUUCUGUAACGGACGUGGAAAUACUUCUGGCAGCCACAUUGUAAAUCACCUUGUGAGGGCAAAAUGCAAAGAGGUGACUUUGCACAAAGAUGGGCCCCUGGGGGAGACGGUCCUGGAGUGUUACAAUUGUGGCUGCCGCAACGUCUUCCUCCUUGGCUUCAUCCCUGCUAAGGCUGACUCGGUGGUAGUGCUGCUGUGCAGGCAGCCUUGUGCCAGUCAGAGCAGCCUCAAGGACAUCAACUGGGACAGCUCGCAAUGGCAGCCCCUGAUCCAGGACCGCUGCUUCCUGUCUUGGCUGGUCAAGAUCCCUUCAGAGCAGGAGCAGCUGCGGGCUCGGCAAAUAACCGCUCAGCAGAUCAACAAACUAGAGGAAUUGUGGAAGGAGAAUCCUUCUGCCACCUUGGAGGACCUAGAGAAGCCGGGGGUGGAUGAGGAGCCGCAGCAUGUCCUCUUGCGGUAUGAGGAUGCCUACCAGUACCAGAACAUAUUCGGGCCUCUGGUCAAGCUGGAGGCCGAUUAUGACAAGAAGCUCAAAGAGUCCCAGACUCAAGAUAACAUCACAGUCAGGUGGGACCUGGGCCUUAACAAGAAGAGAAUCGCCUACUUCACUUUGCCCAAGACUGACUCUGAUAUGCGGCUCAUGCAGGGUGAUGAGAUAUGCCUGCGAUACAAAGGGGACCUAGCACCCCUGUGGAAAGGGAUCGGCCAUGUCAUCAAGGUCCCUGAUAAUUACGGUGAUGAGAUUGCCAUUGAGCUGCGGAGCAGUGUGGGUGCACCUGUGGAGGUGACGCAUAACUUCCAGGUGGACUUUGUGUGGAAAUCCACCUCGUUUGACAGGAUGCAGAGUGCACUGAAGACCUUUGCUGUGGAUGAGACCUCCGUGUCAGGUUAUAUCUACCACAAGCUACUCGGCCACGAAGUGGAGGACGUGAUCAUCAAGUGCCAGCUACCCAAGCGCUUCACAGCACAGGGGCUCCCUGACCUCAACCACUCUCAGGUUUAUGCUGUAAAGACUGUGCUGCAGAGACCUCUAAGCCUGAUCCAGGGACCACCAGGCACGGGGAAGACAGUAACCUCAGCCACCAUCGUCUACCAUCUGGCACGGCAGGGCAAUGGGCCCGUGCUUGUCUGUGCUCCAAGUAACAUAGCUGUGGAUCAGCUGACGGAGAAGAUCCACCAAACUGGGCUGAAAGUUGUGCGGCUCUGCGCCAAGAGCCGCGAGGCCAUCGACUCCCCGGUGUCAUUCCUAGCCCUGCAUAACCAGAUCCGGAACAUGGAUAGCAUGCCAGAGCUGCAGAAGCUGCAGCAGCUGAAGGAUGAGACUGGGGAGCUGUCAUCUGCUGAUGAGAAGCGGUACCGAGCCCUGAAGCGCACGGCCGAAAGGGAGCUGCUCAUGAAUGCGGAUGUCAUCUGCUGUACGUGUGUGGGUGCGGGGGACCCCAGGCUUGCCAAGAUGCAGUUCCGCUCCAUUUUAAUUGACGAGAGCACCCAAGCCACCGAGCCAGAGUGCAUGGUCCCUGUGGUCCUCGGAGCCAAGCAGCUGAUCCUUGUGGGUGACCACUGCCAGCUCGGCCCCGUGGUGAUGUGCAAGAAGGCGGCCAAGGCCGGGCUGUCUCAGUCGCUGUUCGAACGCCUCGUGGUGCUGGGCAUCCGUCCGAUCCGCUUGCAGGUCCAGUAUCGGAUGCACCCUGCGCUCAGCGCUUUUCCGUCCAACAUCUUCUAUGAGGGUUCUCUGCAGAAUGGCGUCACGGCAGCGGAACGUGUAAAGAAAGGGUUUGACUUCCAGUGGCCCCAACCUGAUAAGCCGAUGUUCUUCUAUGUGACCCAGGGCCAGGAAGAGAUCGCUAGUUCGGGUACCUCCUACCUGAACAGGACGGAGGCUGCAAACGUGGAGAAGAUCACCACGAAGCUGUUAAAGGCAGGUGCCAAGCCAGACCAGAUUGGCAUCAUCACGCCCUAUGAGGGGCAGCGCUCCUACUUGGUGCAGUAUAUGCAGUUCAGUGGCUCCCUGCACACCAAGCUCUACCAGGAGGUGGAGAUUGCCAGUGUGGAUGCGUUCCAGGGGCGCGAGAAGGACUUCAUCAUCCUCUCCUGCGUGCGGGCCAAUGAGCACCAAGGCAUUGGGUUUUUAAACGACCCCAGACGGCUUAAUGUGGCCCUAACCCGAGCGCGAUACGGGGUCAUCAUUGUGGGGAACCCCAAGGCCCUAUCCAAGCAGCCACUCUGGAACCACCUGCUGAAUUACUACAAGGAGCAGAAGGUGCUGGUGGAGGGGCCCCUGAACAACCUGCGAGAGAGCCUAAUGCAAUUCAGCAAGCCCCGGAAGCUGGUCAACACCAUCAACCCUGGAGCUCGCUUCAUGACCACAGCCAUGUAUGACGCCCGGGAGGCCAUCAUCCCAGGAUCAGUUUAUGAUCGGAGCAGCCAGGGUCGGCCCUCGAACAUGUACUUCCAGACCCAUGACCAGCUCGGCAUGAUCAGUGCUGGCCCCAGCCACGUGGCUGCCAUGAACAUUCCCAUCCCCUUCAACCUGGUCAUGCCACCCAUGCCACCCCCGGGGUAUUUUGGACAGGCUAACGGGCCAGCUGCAGGCCGGGGCACCCCAAAAGGCAAAACGGGUCGUGGCGGACGCCAGAAGAACCGCUUUGGGCUUCCUGGGCCCAGCCAGACAAACCUGCCCAGCAGCCAGGCCAGCCAGGAUGUGGCAUCACAGCCCUUCUCACAGGGUGCCCUGACGCAGGGCUAUAUCUCCAUGAGCCAGCCCUCCCAGAUGAGCCAGCCUGGCCUCUCCCAACCUGAGCUGUCCCAGGACAGUUACCUUGGUGAUGAGUUUAAGUCCCAGAUUGAUGUGGCGCUGUCGCAAGACUCCACAUACCAGGGAGAGCGGGCAUACCAGCACGGCGGAGUGACGGGCCUGUCCCAGUACUAGAAGGUGGCAGCAGAAGAGCUAAGCUAUGUGGCUUAGUCCAUCAGCAUCUUAUUCUGGGUAAUAAAAAAUAAAAAUAAAUGGAUACCUGUUUUCCACUGCUAAAACUGAAGCACCACUGUGAGCAACAGGAGAGGGAGAGGAGCACCCGAGGGAGAGCAGCCCGAGAUAGCGAGCGCCCACUGCUGGCACCGCGGCGAGGAGACGAGAGGGAGAGUGGAGGUGGGGCCGGCCCGCCCGCGAGCCCUGCAGCCCGCUCGCCAACGAGGCCCAGCUCGCCGCGUCCAUACCUGGGUCUACGACCAGGUGGAGGGAGGAAGACCCUCAUCUCAGAGUAGCCCUUUCCUCUGUUUUUUCUUUCUUUUUCUCUUUUAUUGAAAGGGGACUACGUUUUUGCAGGAAUAACUUGCAUUUCUGUGCUGAGCAGGCUCCUUGCAGGUGGCGACCACACCCAGAGAGCCCUGAAGAGUCUCGGGUUCUGUCCGUGCCAUCUGAGACCAUGCGGUCAUGCUGCCUGUGUUCUAAGAGGGUUUUCAUUUAAAGAAAAUAUGGUGUUUUGGGUUUUCUGUUUGUUUUUUUAAAGAUUCUUUCAAAGGAGUACUGGAAAAUACACUUUACUGAGUUUGUCUCUCAAACCUUAGUGGUGGACCUGGGAAAUGCAAGAAGCUUCCAGAAAUGAAGUUUAAACGAGCAACACAACGAGGUUAGGAUCAACACCUGUGACGCGAUCAUGGAGAGGAUUUUUGUUUUCAGUUUAGCUUCCAGCAGCUUCUCCCUGCGCAUCAGGGCAGUGAGGAAGCGCUGCCCCGGCCGAUGGGCAGCUCUAUGAGCUCUGCUGGACUCCAAGAAGCAAGGUGCUUCCCACGAGCAACGGACUCAGCCCCCCGAGGGACCCCGGCAGGACUGACCAUGUGGCCGGAGGGCGGGAAGGUGGCUGUUCCCUGCUGGUGUGGCUUCUCCAGGGUUCUUUGGAGGAUUUGGCAGAAGACAGCAGCCAAGAGGAGCCUUUUCCAAGGAGGCGCCCACAGUCACUGUGACUGUCGGACAAGCCAAGCACCAUCCCUUCCCUGCCCCAUUCUCCACCCCACUCCCAAGUUUGGAGCCCUUCUACCUAUGGGCUCAGCUUCAGUGAGGUGGGAUGGUUUCUGCUUUUGGGGGAAAAGUUUCAGAAAUAAGUUGGUUCUAUGCUGAAGGUGCUUGGAGGAGCUUGUCACAUCAGCUGGUAUAGGGGCAUUGGUGUGGGUUUGCAUUGCAGAAGUUCUGGCUGGGAGAGCCCCCUACCCUUGUUCCUUGCACACCAUGGGGGUGUUUGAUCAUCUCCCUGGUGGCCACCUAGUUGGGGACUGUCCCCUGCCAACCCAGACCCUAGUAACCUUGACCCCCCAGCGUCCCCUCCCUGUGCGCCUGAUAUUGGCCCUUAUCCGAAAGCCUCCAGAUGCCAGCUGGUACACAGGAACACACAGGCACCUUCCUUCUGGCAAGGCCUCUUAUUUAUCCCAUUGCUGUAGGAUUUUCAAUCCCCUUCUUUUGGUAGGCAGCCUAGAGGCAUCUGGCUUGAAUAGGCUUCGGCUGUGACCCUGUGCACCCACCCACCACCCUGUUCCUUCCUUGGAGUGCUCUGCCUCACUGUGCUGUUGGCUUUGUUCACCUUCUAGCAGCAAUUACUCUUGUGAGUUUUCCAAAUCAAAGAGCAUCUGUACCAAGGCAGUGUCACUUCUGAUUUUUGGUCAAUUUGUUUUAAGCUCUUUUGUCACCAAUAAAAUCUUAAACAAC
Molecule: messenger RNA, 5115 nt
Organism: Pteropus alecto (black flying fox)
Lineage: Eukaryota; Metazoa; Chordata; Mammalia; Chiroptera; Pteropodidae
Gene: UPF1
Product: UPF1, RNA helicase and ATPase
Exons: 25
Coding region: 1-3345 (1114 amino acids)
Biological process (GO): nuclear-transcribed mRNA catabolic process, nonsense-mediated decay
Cellular component (GO): cytoplasm
Molecular function (GO): DNA binding; hydrolase activity; ATP binding
Source: RefSeq, a predicted model, not a curated record